CCCGCCCCGGCCUCCGCCGGCCGCCGCCAUCCGCCGCCCAGGCUGUGAAUGAAAGGCCGGCGCCGCCGGGGGCUGGCUGCAGGCGACGCGGCCUCCCGGCAGGCGCUCGCUCCUCCAAGAUGUACGGAGUGUGCGGCUGCUGCGGUGCCCUGCGCCCCAGGUACAAGAGGCUGGUGGACAACAUCUUCCCCGAGGAUCCCGAGGAUGGCCUGGUGAAGACCAACAUGGAGAAGCUGACCUUCUACGCCCUCUCAGCUCCAGAAAAGCUCGACCGCAUUGGCGCCUACCUCUCCGAGAGGCUCAUCCGCGACGUGGGUCGCCAUCGAUAUGGGUACGUGUGCAUCGCCAUGGAGGCGCUGGACCAGCUGCUCAUGGCCUGUCACUGCCAGAGCAUCAACCUCUUCGUGGAGAGUUUCCUCAAGAUGGUGGCCAAGCUCCUCGAAUCAGAGAAGCCCAACCUCCAGAUCCUCGGCACCAACUCGUUUGUGAAAUUCGCCAACAUCGAGGAGGACACCCCGUCCUACCAUCGGAGCUACGAUUUCUUUGUGUCUCGCUUCAGUGAAAUGUGCCACUCCAGCCACGAGGACUUGGAGAUCAAGACUAAAAUCCGAAUGUCCGGCAUCAAAGGUCUGCAAGGGGUGGUGAGGAAGACGGUGAAUGACGAGCUGCAGGCCAAUAUCUGGGACCCACAGCACAUGGACAAGAUCGUCCCCUCGCUCCUUUUCAACCUGCAGCACGUGGAGGAGGCAGAGAGCCGGUCCCCCUCCCCGCUCCAAGCGCCAGAGAAGGAGAAGGAGAACCCAGCAGAGCUGGCUGAGAGGUGCCUUCGGGAACUGCUGGGCCGGGCUGCCUUCGGCAACAUCAAAAACGCCAUCAAGCCUGUUCUCAUCCACCUGGAUAACCAUUCUCUUUGGGAACCCAAGGUGUUCGCCAUCCGUUGCUUUAAAAUCAUCAUGUACUCAAUUCAGCCGCAGCACUCCCACCUGGUUAUCCAGCAGCUCCUGAGCCACCUGGAUGCCAACAGCCGCAGCGCGGCCACGGUGCGGGCGGGCAUCGUGGAAGUCCUGUCGGAAGCUGCUGUCAUCGCUGCCACCGGCUCUGUGGGACCCACGGUGCUGGAGAUGUUCAACACUCUGCUGAGGCAGCUUCGGCUCAGCAUCGACUACGCCCUGACCGGGAGCUACGACGGGGCCAUCAGCCUCGGCACCAAGAUCAUCAAGGAGCACGAAGAGCGCAUGUUCCAGGAGGCGGUCAUCAAGACGAUAGGCUCCUUCGCCAGCACGUUGCCCACCUACCAGCGCUCGGAGGUGAUUCUCUUCAUCAUGAGCAAGGUUCCCCUGCCUUCCCUGCACCACCCCAUGGAGACGGGGAGGACCGGGGAGAACAGGAACCGGCUGACCCAGAUUAUGCUGCUGAAAUCGCUCCUUCAGGUGUCCACCGGUUUCCAGUGCAACAACAUGAUGUCAGCUCUGCCCAGCAACUUCCUGGACCGCCUUCUCUCCACCGUCCUCAUGGAGGAUGCAGAGAUCCGACUCUUCGUUCUAGAGAUUCUCAUCAGUUUCAUUGACCGUCACGGCAACCGGCACAAGUUCUCUACCAUCAGCACCCUCAGUGACAUCUCUGUCCUGAAGCUGAAAGUGGACAAGUGCUCCCGACAGGACACCAUCUUCAUGAAGAAGCACUCCCAGCAGCUCUACAGACACAUCUACCUGAGCUGUAAGGAGGAGACGAACAUCCAGAAGCACUACGAGGCACUCUACGGCUUGCUGGCGCUCAUCAGCAUCGAGCUGGCCAAUGAGGAGGUGGUGGUGGACCUGAUCCGCCUGGUGCUGGCUGUUCAGGACGUGGCCCAGGUCAAUGAAGAGAAUUUGCCUGUUUACAACCGCUGUGCCCUCUACGCGCUGGGCGCCGCCUACCUGAACCUCAUCAGCCAACUCACAACGGUGCCUGCUUUCUGCCAGCACAUCCACGAGGUGAUUGAGACCAGGAAGAAAGAGGCUCCCUACAUGCUGCCCGAGGACGUGUUUGUGGAGAGGCCCAGGCUGUCUCAGAACCUUGACGGAGUGGUGAUCGAGCUUCUCUUCCGCCAGAGCAAGAUCAGUGAGGUCCUGGGGGGCAGUGGAUACAACGCAGACCGGCUCUGCCUGCCCUACAUCCCUCAGCUGACAGAUGAGGAUCGCUUAUCCAAGAGGAAGAGCAUUGGAGAGACCAUUUCUCUGCAAGUGGAGGUGGAAUCUAGGAACAGCCCAGAGAAGGAGGAGCGAGUGCCAGCCGAGGAGAUCACCUAUGAGACGCUAAAGAAGGCCAUUGUGGACAGCGUGGCCGUCGAGGAGCAGGAGCGUGAACGGCGCCGACAGGUGGUAGAGAAGUUCCAGAAGGCACCCUUCGAGGAGAUCGCAGCGCACUGCGGGGCCCGGGCGUCACUGCUGCAGAGCAAACUCAAUCAGAUCUUUGAAAUCACCAUCCGACCCCCGCCCAGCCCAUCGGGAACCAUCACCGCCGCCUAUGGCCAGCCUCAGAACCACUCCAUCCCUGUCUACGAGAUGAAGUUCCCCGAUCUGUGCGUCUACUGAGUUCCAAGACACGCUGCUGGAGGGGUGGGGCCCGAGGGGGGGGCACGACAUGGAAAUCUCAUGGCAACCCCAGAGGAAAAGGACCUUGGAUGGCAGCUCCUCUCCGCAGACAAGCAAGGUGGAGCCCCGCGCCCCUCGGGCCCCUCAGCUUCCCCCUUUCCUCCUUGUCUCCCUCCCCCCGUCCCCUCCCCACCCCCAGGGAGAUCAGGCCACGAGCCCCUCUGGGGCCAAUAGGCAUCUCACCUGUGCCCUCCAUCUCCUCCUUUGUGUCCGCCUGGGGCUGGGAGUCCUGGGGUGGGGGGGGUCUCCAGAGAGAGGCUAAGUUCCUGCUUAGUGUAGGGAGGGCAGGGCUUUCUUGGGGAAGCACAGCUGCCAUUCCCCAAGGGGGACUAGACAGGGGCGCAGUUGGUCAAGGGAGGCCUCAGACGGAGAUCAGGAGGAAGUGAGACCAGCUCCACUCGUAAAGCAGCAGAGAGCUGGAAGCAGGGCGCUGCUCCUCAGAGCAUCCCCUCCCUCCCUCCCCAUUUGAGGGUCCAGAUGCCCUCAAGUCUCUGGGGUCUCUUCCACGGCCCUGCUCAGCCUGCCAGUUGCCUCUUCCUGAUUCUUUCUAUUGUCGGUUAGUAUUGAGCUCCUAGAACAGGAGCCAG
Phacochoerus africanus (Common warthog) is the source of this 3220-nucleotide messenger RNA. RefSeq names its product EFR3 homolog B (gene EFR3B). The record is from RefSeq and is a predicted model, not a curated record. Gene Ontology annotation, biological process: protein localization to plasma membrane. NCBI's taxonomy places the organism in Eukaryota, Metazoa, Chordata, Mammalia, Artiodactyla, Suidae. The coding region runs from base 120 to 2573 and encodes 817 amino acids. Gene Ontology annotation, cellular component: plasma membrane. The transcript is spliced from 23 exons.